UCUGAUCAGUUCCACCCUUGCUUGGUUCGGCCCCUUCCGAACCUUUUCCUCAGCUCCCAAGCUCUCGCCAGCUUCGCCUAUCCGGCCCCGCGCUCGUCAACCCAAGCUCCCGCGCAGCUCCGGUUUCCCCCUCCGUCUGUACAUACAUACUCUCCCACCAUGUCAAAAUCCCGUCGCAACGUCAGGUUCCCUCACAGGAUGUCGACUGCCUCGGAGGGACGUCGGUCCAGUAUCUCCGAGGCCAGCGAUAUCCUGUCUGAUCCGGGUAGUCCGUCCAAAGACGGCUCCGUCGCGAAGCCAGCCACGAUUCCGGAAGAGAAAUCCGACAAACCUCAGCUAUCCGACUACGAGAAGAAGAAACAGACUUUCAUCACCCGCACGAUAUGGACCUUUGUCAUGAUCUUCGGUUUCUUCGUCGUCCUGUUCUCCGGCCACAUCUACAUCUUGGGCAUCGUCACCGCUGUUCAGAUCGUUUCGUUCAAGGAGGUCAUUGCGAUUGCCAAUGUGCCCAGUAAAGAGAAGAACCUUCGCUUCACCAAGUCCCUCAAUUGGUAUUUCCUGGCGACUACAAUGUACUUUCUGUAUGGAGAGAGCGUCAUCUAUUAUUUCAAGCAUAUCCUAUUGGUCGACAAGGUAUUGCUCCCUCUGGCCACUCACCACCGGUUCAUCAGCUUUAUGCUCUAUGUCAUGGGAUUUGUUUUCUUCGUCGCAUCCCUGCAAAAGGGACACUACCGGUUCCAAUUCACUCAAUUCGCCUGGACACACAUGGCCCUGUAUCUCAUCGUUGUUCAAGCGCACUUCGUCAUGAACAACGUCCUUGAGGGAAUGAUCUGGUUCUUCCUCCCAGCUUCUUUGGUCAUUGUCAAUGACAUCUUCGCUUAUGUCUGCGGUAUUACGUUUGGUCGCACCCAGCUCAUCCAGUUGUCGCCCAAAAAGACCGUUGAAGGGUUCAUUGGCGCAUGGAUUUGUACUAUCAUCUUCGGAAUCGGUAUCACCAACAUUCUCAUGCGCUACAAGUACUUCAUCUGCCCCGUGAAUGAUCUUGGUUCGAAUGUGUUGACCGGCCUCGAGUGCACCCCCAACCCGGCCUUUGUCCCUCAGCCGUACUCGUUCCCGGAUUGGACUGGUGUGGAGAAGACCUUCUACAUCGAGCCUAUGCAGUUCCACCUUCUGGUCUUUGCCACUUUCGCCUCUCUCAUUGCUCCGUUUGGCGGCUUCUUUGCCUCCGGGCUGAAGCGGACGUUCAAGAUUAAAGACUUUGGCGAGUCGAUUCCCGGCCACGGUGGCAUUACCGAUCGGAUGGACUGCCAGUUCAUCAUGGGAUUCUUUUCCUACAUGUACUACCACAGCUUCAUUGCUGUCUACAAAGCCAGCGUUGGGGAUAUCAUCGAGGCCGCCAUCACCGGACUCACUGUGGAGGAACAACUGGAGGUGGUCCGUGGCCUUGGCAAGUAUUUGUACAAUCAAGGAACUGUAUCUGAAACGAUCUUGGAGUGCUUGAACACCGAGCACAAGCGCCGCUAGAGCGUCCCCCGCCCUUUGAUGACCCAUUCUUGUUCGGAGACCUUUCUCCGUGAUGAAGUCCUCAUUUAUUUCUCCCUUCUUCCGAGUUUCUCGGAGAAAUUACAUACUUGAGCUUACGACCAAAAUAUGCUUCUUAUAAUCUACUCGUUUUCUCAUCCUCCCGAGCGCCUCGGUCUGAUGGACACACUUGACCGGACUUGCUAGGCUCGUCUACAACAUUCGGGUUCUCUUUGACAUGUGCACAUACCAUCCGCUGUACCACCAUGAACACCCGGGGCGCCCUUCGCGCGAACAAAAAGACUACGUUGGAGUCAUCAACGGGAAGUGAGGCAA
Aspergillus saccharolyticus JOP 1030-1 is the source of this 1857-nucleotide messenger RNA. RefSeq names its product phosphatidate cytidylyltransferase (gene cds1). Gene Ontology annotation, cellular component: endoplasmic reticulum membrane. Lineage: Eukaryota; Fungi; Ascomycota; Eurotiomycetes; Eurotiales; Aspergillaceae. The record is from RefSeq and is a predicted model, not a curated record. The coding region runs from base 160 to 1524 and encodes 454 amino acids. The transcript is spliced from 4 exons. Gene Ontology annotation, molecular function: phosphatidate cytidylyltransferase activity.